UUGUGUCUUUGUGUUAAUUUUGUCUCUCUUUGCGUUAAUUUUGUGUCUUUUUGUUGUUUUCCAUCUCUUUGUGGUCACUUUGUCUCUUUACUGUGGUUUUGUCGUACCUUUUUUCUCAUCCUGUCGGUGGUUUUUGUUCAUGUUGUGUGUCUUUGUGUUAAAGUGUAUUUUUGUGGAGUCAUGUUGUGUUUUCUUGCUGCUCUUUUAAACUCUACGUGGAAAUAAAAACCUUUCCACUGUUUUCUUUUCUUUCUUCUCUGGUUGUUUAUUCAGAUGAACUGGAUGAUGUGGAGCUGCUGUCGCUCUGUUAGUGUGUGUGUGUCUGUGUGUGUUAGUGUGUGUGUGUCUGUGCAGAGUGUGUGUUAGUGUGUGUGUUUAUCUUAUCUUCCAUCUGAGCAGUGAAACUCUGAAGGUCAGUCAUGAAGAUAAAAGUCAUCAGAUCCCAGCAGAGAGGAGAAAGUGUUUACUCAUGCUAUGACCCGUCUCUCAGUACUGGUUCUGGUCCUGGUCCUGGUCCUGGUCCUGGUCUUGGUGGGCUCUGAGGCUCGGGUUCAGCUGAACUCCAUCAGGACGGUGGUGAUCCAGGAGGACGAGGUUCUACCGAGGAACCGGAGCAGCUGGGAGCCCAGAGUGGACCUGAUGCUCUUCCAGUGCAUGAGCGACCUGGAGUGCAGCGAGGGAAGCUUCUGCCACGCCUCCACCAGAGGCCCCGCCCAUUCCCGCUGCCAGGCCUGCCGCCGGAGGAAGAGGCGUUGCCAUAGAGACAGCAUGUGUUGCCCCGGCAACAGCUGCAGCAACAAUAUCUGCGUUCCUGUCAUCGACUCGUUCACGUCUCAGAGGAUCCCCGACUCUGAUGGAGGUCUGAUGUCCUCAAACAAACGAUGGAGGAAGAGAGGCGGGGCCGCGGUGGGCGGAGCCUCAGGUAAAGGUCGGGUAGGAGAUCCGUGUCUUCGCUCGUCCGACUGCCCCGACUCUUCCUGCUGCGCUCGACACUUCUGGGCUCGCAUCUGCAAGCCGGUGUUGCAGGAGGGACAGGUUUGUACGCGACACCGCCACAAAGGGACCCGCGGCCUGGAGCUGUUCCAGCGCUGCUCCUGCGGGGACGGACUCACCUGCCGGACGCUGCGAGGACCCGACUCCCAGCCGCCGUCUCUGGCCUCCUCGUCCUCCUCCCCCUCGCUGAUGGACGCUGCCGCUAAGUCCAAGUUCGCUUCGUCCCGCCACUCCUCCGGCCAAAUGUCCUCGUCUUCCUCAGCGAAGACGAGGCUUCACCUCUGCCAGAAAAAAUGAACAUAGAGGACAAACAAACAGGCGGAUCUCACCUGUUCUCACCUGUGGAAGAAGCCCCGCCCCCUCCCCAGUGUCUGCUAAUGCUAAUUAGCUUCCUGUCAGGCGGAGCAGGAUGUGAAACUGUUUCUGGUUUCCUCCUCAGCGUCUAGACGAAGAGAAACCACUUUGAAAUCCGGUUUGGCCUCAUUUACACCUGAAAACCUGAAGCCUGUCUGAGGUUUCAGCCUCCAGCAGCAGGAAUUAUGGGAUGUAGUCAAAUAAAACCACAGUGGGCUCAUUACAUCCUGA
Messenger RNA from Amphiprion ocellaris (clown anemonefish), 1578 nucleotides. Its product is annotated as dickkopf-related protein 2-like. Lineage: Eukaryota; Metazoa; Chordata; Actinopteri; Pomacentridae. Gene Ontology annotation, biological process: multicellular organism development; negative regulation of canonical Wnt signaling pathway. The coding region runs from base 475 to 1290 and encodes 271 amino acids. The transcript has 5 exons. Gene Ontology annotation, molecular function: co-receptor binding; receptor antagonist activity. The record is from RefSeq and is a predicted model, not a curated record. Gene Ontology annotation, cellular component: extracellular region.